Molecule: messenger RNA, 1995 nt
Organism: Rhipicephalus sanguineus (brown dog tick)
Lineage: Eukaryota; Metazoa; Arthropoda; Arachnida; Ixodida; Ixodidae
Gene: Amnionless
Product: protein amnionless
Exons: 12
Coding region: 85-1551 (488 amino acids)
Biological process (GO): intracellular protein localization; receptor-mediated endocytosis
Cellular component (GO): endocytic vesicle; apical plasma membrane
Source: RefSeq, a predicted model, not a curated record
CCGAUACUCGGAUGCUCAUUCACGUCACAUCGGAGUGCAGGCCAGUUGCAAGCUCGCGUCAGUGCUAUCGGAACGUUCACUGCCAUGCUACCUGCACUCAUUUGUCUCGCGCUGGUUUCGCUGGCAGCGUGCGGCGAGGGAGCCGUGAAGCGCUGGCUGCCAGACACCAAAUGGGAGACGGGCCGCAACUGGCAGUCUGGGAAGCCGCCCUGCGCCGGACAGAGGGCUUCACUGGGACACGCCCACGGACUAUCCAUCUACCUCGGAUCGGAGGUUCAACUGGGGGCACUGGUUUUCCCGAAGACAGGGGAACUGGUGCUUGACGAAGGCGCUGCCCUCAGCUUCGAAAGCUUUGAGACAGAUGAAGACUGCGUUGGAGAGGCCCAGUUCACGGCCCAGGAGCGCGUCCACUGGUACAACCCGGGCCACUGGGCGCUGCGCCAGUCGUCGCAGCUGCUGCCCGAGCCCGUGGAGAACCGGCCGGACACGGAGCCCCGGCCUCCCGCCGUGCCGGACUCCGAGAUGGUCCCCUGUCCGAGCGACUUCGUGGUGUUCGAGGACGAGCGCUUCCGCGUCGACAUGGACGGACUGUCGCCCAAGGUUCGCGAGGUCCAGAUAGGAGACAGGAUAUACGGAGGCCCCGAGAUGAGCUCGCUACUCAGCAGUGAGGAAGGAAAAUCCAUGUUCAGCGGCGUCGUGACCAGCGGCUCGUCGGACUGCAAAGAACCCGAAGGUUGUGCUUGCGGCAACGACCAGCCCGAGCCCCUGGAACGAAUCUGCCUGCAGCACGCGCCCCUAUGCGCCGAGAAUUUGCCCUGCCAGGACUCCAUCGUCAUGAUAGGAAACUGCUGUCCCAUCUGCGCUUCUGCGUUGCUAAUACAUCCGGGACCAAACUUUGUCUUCGACGAUGUUGUGCAGCUCCUCUUCAAUGGCAUCGUCAAGCCGCAGUACGGAGGACACGUGCAAGCCUACGUGCACAGGACCUACACCGGACUCAUACAGGUCAUCACCGUCGAUCUCGGCAGCACCAACAAUGGGAUGCCCAUAGAGCCAGGAAAAGCUCACAAACUCGCCACUGACAUUUACGAGACGAUCACAGGCAAGGAUGCCGAGCGCUACAGCGUGCUUAGCGCCAGCCUGAGUGGAAGUGAAAAGUGGAACAGCACGCUGGCUGGCGGAAGCGGAGCAUCGCAAGGAGGCUCCGUAGCCGGCAUAGUGCUGGGAGUAUUGUUCGCACUGCUCCUGCUCGCUGGCGCCAUCUACGUCAUCUAUCGACGCUACGGAUUCAGACAUCCGAGGACCUUAUUCAGGGGACGACCUUUGCUGCCCAUGGCCCGUUUCGACGACGGACGCAUUGAGCUAGAACUGGGCACCACACCCCACGACGCCCUGGUGCCAUCCGGAGACGAGCCCAGCUUCGAGAACCCCUUGGCAGGACCCUUUGAGAGCUUUCCUCAUUUUGGCACCAGUGAAAAGCAGGAACCAGGGACUUUUUCAAACCCAGCUUAUGAAGAAACAAAGAGUGAGAAUAGCCAAGAUGAGUUGCAGUGACGCGAAGAACGACAACACACGACAGUGGUAAUGAUAUGUCAACUUUCUUUUUUUGAAACAUAGCAUUUGUGCAUAGCAUUUGUACAGGACAGCUGAACCUUGUUACAAAAAAAAUUUGCAUCCCACACAAAAAUACAUUUGUUUUUAUAUAUGCUGCUAUCCAUCAUAUACCCACGCUCGCAAGAUGCUGAUAUUAGCAAGAAACUAAGAUUUAGAUUGUUAUAUUCAUAUUUGUUGCUACCUAUACCAUGGACUAUGUGCACAAACUGUAUGAGAAAUUAUAGCCUAGGAAACCUUGAAGUUGUCAAGAAGCACUGUUGGUUAUGCAAUAUUAUAGAUCGUAGCAGUCAAUGGUUGUGCCCAAUGAGCUCUUGAUUACUGAAGAGUUAGAGUGCAUUCAAAAUUACAAGUUACCUUCACAACUCAAAGUGAACCUCUGUAGAA